AUGUUGGGGAUAACUUCAGCUUUGUUGUGUGUGACAGCGGGGAGGGCAGCACUUGUGGCAAGUGAGCUGCAAAAACUUGUCCCGGUUCUUCUUCCGCUGCUCGAUCCACCCAUCGCGAAGGGGGUGAAUGUGUCCGCGGCACAACUCAUUGUGGCCAGCGGCCACACUUCCAGAAGAAACGAUGUGCAUUUGCCUGACUGCCCCGUGAUGGCGCACGCGCUUCCACUUACUGCGCUGGCGGAACACAGUGCCUUUCUGAGGCAUCCUUGUCGGGCGUGUCUCAAACGGCGCGUCCAUUUUCUUUCGAGCGAGCACUUCUGCAUGCAUCUUGAGGAAAAGUGUUCACAGGGUGGUGGGGGUAUGCCAGCGGAGUGGGAAAGCAUUGCUGCAGGGCAGUUUGGGUUGUUUACGCAUUUUACGGAUGAAUUUGUGAUGUACGCAACGAGCCGGCGGGAGCCCGGAUGGACGUGGCUGGUGUACGACAAGGAACGGCCUGAGGGUCACCGUCUUGUGGUGGUAAACUUUCCGGCCAACCGUGUGCCGCUGGUGCUUGGGCUUUGGCCGCUGGCUGUUAUUAACAUGACUGAGAGCAGGCUACUGUCAGCGAUUGGGGCGAGGACAAAAACGAGUGCUGCAGAGUCCUCCCCGGCGCCGUGGUCUCGUGCGGCCCGCAACCCACUUGUUGCAGAAGCAUCAACCGCAACUGUGGCAGCGAUGGCUGCCGCGGUUACCGACACGGUCGACGGCCUAGAUGGGAGUCUUUCUUCGAUCCGUGCUCAGGUUGCCCAGGAGGCCGUGCUAAAGAUGAACUGGGGUUUUGUCCUGCAGCAAUGGAAACAAGCAGAGAGUUACUACGAGUCGGCCGAGCGGGAGAGGAAAGUCCAAGCUCAGCGUACAAAGAUGGAGCGAGAGGCGGCUCUGGCAGAGAUGAGUAAAUUACGCGACAGUGGCGCCACCAUUCUUACGUCGGACACAGUUGAAAUUACGGUAGCAGGCAGCGAUGCAGUCCCUGAAAAGGCAUCUCGGGAUUUAAAGGCAUCCACGCAGACAACAAAAGAACCUAGGAAAGAGGAAGAGGAAACGGCCGGUGUUGGCACAGCCAAUCAAGAUCCCCACUGUACACAGCUAGAGGACGGCACAUGGCAAUAUGCGUAUAAAAAUGGUGAUUUGACACUACUGCGGCCCGAUGGGACCAGAGUAUUCAAGAAGAGUGAUCUAACCACCACAGUGUUUGCGGAUGGCAGUACGCUUUAUGAGUACCCGAACAAGACUUCCAUCCUCGACCGCGUGGAUGGUGUGCGCGUGACGACCUUUGCGGACGGCACGACGAAAGAAGGGCGGUACAAGUGA
This is a messenger RNA of Trypanosoma cruzi, 1350 nucleotides long. RefSeq lists its product as uncharacterized. Gene Ontology annotation, molecular function: superoxide dismutase activity; metal ion binding. NCBI's taxonomy places the organism in Eukaryota, Euglenozoa, Kinetoplastea, Trypanosomatida, Trypanosomatidae. The transcript has a single exon. Gene Ontology annotation, biological process: superoxide metabolic process. The record is from RefSeq and is a predicted model, not a curated record. The coding region runs from base 1 to 1350 and encodes 449 amino acids.